Molecule: messenger RNA, 3950 nt
Organism: Terrapene triunguis (Three-toed box turtle)
Lineage: Eukaryota; Metazoa; Chordata; Testudines; Emydidae
Gene: PAM
Product: peptidylglycine alpha-amidating monooxygenase
Exons: 24
Coding region: 498-3284 (928 amino acids)
Biological process (GO): peptide metabolic process
Cellular component (GO): membrane; extracellular region
Molecular function (GO): peptidylglycine monooxygenase activity; protein binding; copper ion binding
Source: RefSeq, a predicted model, not a curated record
CGUCAGGCAGGGGGACGCGUCGGGCAAAGCAGCGGCCGCGGCCAGGAGGAGCCGCCAACGCCGGAGCCGUUGUGGGCAGCGGGUUCUGAAGGAUGACUGACGUUGGUUUGUGUGAUGCCACUUGGAGCCUUUGUCACUGUGGACUGAUAAGUAACCUGCAGGUUUAACAGUACAGCAGGGGGAAAAGCAUCAGGAAUGCCACUUGCUUCAGCUCCUUAACUGGACAAAAGUACAGUGUAGCCUAUCUGCAAAGGGAGAGUCUUCAACUGAUUUAUUUUUUGCAGCUAAUAAUAAAGACAGCCUAACAGCAUCCACCUUCCUGGUUUACAGUGCUUCACCUUCCAAGACAGAUGGUGUGUCAAAAGCUGUAAGAUGCCUGCCGAACACACAAUAAUGAAGUAGUGAGCUGCUGCUGCCUAAUUGUCAGGAACACAGCUGACAGAGCUGCACUACCCUUUUUCUGCUCCCUUAAUCGGUCCAGGAACAGCAGGGUGGACAUGGCUGGCCUCAUUAACAACCUGCUGAUACUGUUGCUUGUUUUUCAGAAUACCUGUUUGGGUUUCAAAAACCCACUUUCUGUCUUUAAGAGGUAUAAAGAUACUACUAGAUCUCUUUCAAGUGAAUGCCUUGGAAACAACAGGCCAGUGAUUUCUCUUGGUCUAACUGAUUUUGCAUUGGAUAUUCGCAUGCCUGGGGUGACUCCUAAGCAGUCUGAUACCUACCUCUGCAUGUCAUUACGUCUGCCAGUGGAUGAGGAAGCCUAUGUAGUUGACUUCAGGCCUCAAGCCAGCAUGGACACUGUCCAUCACAUGUUACUCUUUGGAUGUAACGUACCUUCUUCUACUGAGAAUUACUGGGACUGUGAUGAAGGAAUAUGCACAGACAAGUCCAACAUUUUAUAUGCUUGGGCAAGAAAUGCUCCUCCCACCAGACUACCCAAAGGUGUUGGAUUCAAAGUUGGAGGAGAAACAGGUAGCAAAUAUUUUGUGCUCCAAGUACAUUAUGGGGAUGUCAGUGCAUUCAGAGGAGUUUUGUUCUCUAGUCACCAAUCAAAAAUCCAGAUGGUGGCUUACCUGUUUACCGCCUUCUAUCCUGUGGAACACCCUGUAGACAUUAGUUUUGGUGAUACUUUAGCAGCUAGGUGUGUUUUCACUGGUGAAGGUAGAACGACGGAGACACACAUAGGGGGCACAGCCAGCGACGAAAUGUGCAAUUUCUACAUUAUGUAUUACAUGGAGGCCAAACAUGCUGUUUCAUACAUGACCUGUACACAGAAUAUAAACCCAGAUAUGUUCAGAAACAUUCCACAGGAGGCCAAUAUUCCUAUUCCAGUGAAGUCUGAUAUGAUUAUGAUGACACAUGGACAUCAUCAUGAAGAAACCAAGAAAACAGAUGAUAGUUCUUCACUGAAGCAGCCAAAAAGAGAAGAGGAAGAGGUUUUGGAUCAGGGUGAUUUCUAUUCACUCAUUUCCAAGCUGCUAGGAGAAAGGGAAGAUGUUGUUCAUGUGCAUAAGUAUAAUCCUACCGAAAAGGCAGAAUCAGAUCUUGUAGCUGAGAUUGCUAAUGUAGUCCAAAAGAAGGAUCUUGGCUGGUUUGAUGCCAGAGAGGUUACAAAUCACGAUGAAAGGGCCAAUACUAGUCUCGCCAGAAACAGAAUUCACAAAUUUCACAGACUAGAAUCCACCUUGAGGCCACCAGAGAACAGGCAUUUCUCUUUACAACGUGAUGAGGGAAGCUGGGAAAAAGAACAUACUGGAGUCGUAAAAGUCUCUCACCCCAUCUACUCAGACCUUUCAACAGUGGCUUAUCACUUGUGCUUAUGCAGAGAGAGACCUAGAGAUUUCCACAUAGAAGAGGCUGUGGACUGGCCUGGAGUAAACCUCAAACUAGGCCAGGUUUCUGGGUUGGCCCUGGACCCUAAAAAUAACCUGGUUAUUUUCCACAGGGGUGAUCAUGUGUGGGAUAGAAACUCAUUUGACAGUAGCUUUGUUUAUCAACAAAGAGGACUUGGACCAAUUGAACAGAACACAAUUCUUGUAAUAGACCCAAGUAAUGCAGAAGUUCUUGAUUCCACAGGCAAAAAUCUAUUUUAUUUACCACAUGGACUGAGUAUAGAUAAAGAUGGUAACUACUGGGUCACUGAUGUAGCUCUCCAUCAGGUGUUCAAAUUGGGAGUACAUGAUAAAGAACCUUUAUUGAUCCUGGGAAGGUCUUUGCAACCAGGCAGUGACAAAAAUCACUUCUGUCAACCAACCGAUGUGGCCGUGGAUCCAGUCACAGGCAACAUUUAUGUGUCUGAUGGCUACUGUAACAGCCGAAUUGUUGUGUUCUCUCCAAACGGAAUGUUCAUCAUGCAGUGGGGGGAAGAGACUUCAGUAGGCAAAGCCAAACCUGGCCAGUUCCGAAUCCCUCACAGCUUAACACUGGUACCUGAGUUUGGUCAGCUGUGUGUAGCAGACAGGGGAAAUGGACGAAUUCAGUGUUUUAGGUCAGAAACAGGAGAAUUCACAAGAGAAAUCAAACACAAAUUGUUUGGAAGAGAAUUAUUUGCAGUUUCAUAUAUUCCAGGUGGUCUGCUCUUUGCAGUUAAUGGAGUGCCGUAUCCUGGAGACAUAGAACCAGUGCAAGGAUUUAUGAUGAAUUUUUCCACUGGAGAAAUAAUGGACACUUUCAUUCCCGUUAGAAAGAGCUUUGAGAUGCCACAUGACGUUGUUGCUUCAGAAGACAAAACGGUGUAUGUUGGAGAUGUUCAUGCCAAAACAGUAUGGAAGUUCACUUCCACAGAAAAAAUGGAGCAUCGAUCAGUUAAAAAGGCUGGUAUCGAGGUGCAGGAAAUAAAAGAAGCAGAGACAGUUAUAGAAGCCAAACUGAAAAACAAACCUGUUUCAACGGAGUCUCCAAAGAAGUGGGAAAAACAUCAUAUGGUCGAACAGGCCAGUCCUGGAAUUUCCUUUGUUCUUAUUACAACUCUUCUAAUUAUUCCUAUUGUUGUCCUGUUGGCAAUUGCUGUAUUUAUUCGAUGGAGGAAGACAAGGGUCUAUGGAGCUGAUGCUGACCACAAACUUGAAUCAAGUUCAGGAAGAAUCUUGGGCAGACUUCAAGGAAAAGGUAGUGGAGGCCUUAACCUUGGGAACUUCUUUGCAAGCCACAAAAGCUACAGUCGGAAAGGGUUCGACCGACUUAGUACUGAAGGGAGCGAUCAAGAAAAAGAUGAAGACGAUGGUACAGACUCAGAAGAAGAGUAUUCAGCUCCCCCACCCCCACCAGUAUCUUCCUCAUCCUGAAACCAGCCUUUGAUUUCUUCUACAUUGAACGAUUCUACCAAGAACAUCAGAUUCCUUUUCCCUUUAGCACGUUUAAGAUUUUGUGUAUUUAAUUGUAAACUGUACUAGUCUGUGUGGGGCUGUACACUGGGAUUUUUUGGUUUUAGUUUGGUUUUAGUUUGGUUUGGGGGUUUUUUUAAGUGGAGGAGUGUGUGGAAGUUUCAUAUCAGUGCCGUUGUCUUUAUGUAAACAUCUUAAUAAAGAAAACAAUCCUCUUUUAAUGGCAGUACUGAUUUAAAGUAGUAGUAUUUUCUCAUUUCUGUUUUGGGACCUUUUCUGUAUUUGUAAAUAAGUCCCAUUAUCUGGUUUAGCACAAUAUUUUCCUCAUAAUAUUUCAGUUGUCAGUUUCUUUCUUUUGUGCCUUUCCUGUUCAAUGUCCUUAAACUAUUGCAGUACAGAGGAAAUACAGUGCCACAAGAAAACAAAGCUGCUAAAUCUUCUUCUAUUUUUUUAAAAUCACUAACAUAAUAUUGCAUUGAGAGAGAGAAAAAAAGUCUCUAUUUAAUUCUUUUUUCUUCCUCCUUAGUUGGUGUGUUUCUGAGAUGUCUUAUUUUUAGAUAGUAUUACUGUUAAAAUACUAUUUUCAGAGGCUGAAUGUAAUUUGUGUAAUAAAGUGUUCGCAGAGCA